Messenger RNA from Vigna radiata var. radiata (mung bean), 1245 nucleotides. Its product is annotated as AP2-like ethylene-responsive transcription factor At1g16060. Gene Ontology annotation, biological process: regulation of DNA-templated transcription. Gene Ontology annotation, molecular function: DNA-binding transcription factor activity; DNA binding. Bases 53 to 967 code for a protein of 304 amino acids. The transcript is spliced from 8 exons. The record is from RefSeq and is a predicted model, not a curated record. Lineage: Eukaryota; Viridiplantae; Streptophyta; Magnoliopsida; Fabales; Fabaceae.
CCCUCUCGAACUGUAUGCACUGCAGUGGUCCUUUCUUCUCUGCUGAGUUUUCAUGGCCAGAAAAUCGCAGAAAACCCUCAAGAACACUGACACCAACAACACCAACACUGCAAAACGCACACGCAAAACCGUUCCAAGAGACUCACCACCACAACGAAGUUCAAUCUAUAGGGGUGUCACAAGACAUCGUUGGACUGGUCGGUAUGAGGCUCAUCUCUGGGACAAAAACUGUUGGAAUGAAUCGCAGAGCAAGAAAGGAAGACAAGUAUAUCUAGGGGCGUAUGAUGAUGAAGAAGCUGCAGCGCGUGCUUAUGAUUUGGCAGCAUUGAAGUACUGGGGCCAAGAUACCAUUCUCAAUUUCCCAUUAACAAAUUAUGAGGAGAAGCUCAAGGAAAUGGAGGGUCAAUCAAAAGAAGAAUACAUUGGAUCCUUGAGAAGAAAAAGCAGUGGAUUUUCUCGAGGAGUUUCAAAAUACCGAGGUGUAGCAAGACAUCACCAUAAUGGAAGAUGGGAAGCUCGAAUUGGAAGGGUCUUCGGCAACAAAUACCUAUAUCUUGGAACAUAUGCUACACAGGAAGAGGCAGCAGCAGCAUAUGACAUGGCAGCCAUAGAAUACAGAGGAGCUAAUGCUGUUACAAACUUUGACGUGAGUCGUUAUAUCAAUUGGCCAGGUCCUAAAAGCGAAGAAGAACAUAAAAAUGUUGCUAUAAAUGAAAAUGUAAACUCUAAUGGCGAUAUUGAACUAGGGUUUGUUUCACAUGAACAUGGUUCGAUCACUGAUGUGAACACAACAGAGCAUGUAGCACAAUCUACAGAGUCAAAUCCUUCUCGUCGCACAUUCCCAGAAGACAUUCAAACAAUUUUUGAGAGUCAAGGACCAGACAUCUACACUGAAAAUGAUGAUAUCAUUUUUGGUGACUUGGGUUCAUUUGGGGCACCAAUUUUUCAUUUCGAGCUUGAUGUUUAGAAGGCUGGUAUCAUUAUUGUUCUUUCCAUAUCUUAUUUUUCAAAAGGGGAUAAUCAACCAAAAAACACGAUAAAGAAGUUAAGGGUACAAGUAAACAUUUUACAAAUUUCAAUGGAAGAUUCUUUAGUAAUACACAAGGGGGAAAGAAAUUCUAUAGUUUUAUUUGUGAUACAACAAAAUCAAUUCAGUUUUGUUAUUUGUCUCCACCAACUUGUGUAGAUGUCACAACAUUUAGUUAUUACUAGAAUAAGAAUAGUAAAAAUAAAUCAUUGAUGGUU